Molecule: messenger RNA, 768 nt
Organism: Chrysemys picta bellii (western painted turtle)
Lineage: Eukaryota; Metazoa; Chordata; Testudines; Emydidae
Source: RefSeq, a predicted model, not a curated record
AUGUAUGCCAUAGCCAUUUUUGAGAACUUCACCAUCCUGUUCAUUGUGAAGAUGGACCCAAGCCUCCAUGGACCCAUGUACUAUUUCCUCUGCAUGCUGGCCAGCAGCGAUCUGGUCCUGUCCACAUCCAUCCUGCCCAAAACGCUCAUCAUUUUCUUGUUCAAUUCCAGGGAGAUCGAUUUCACUGCCUGCCUCACUCAAUUGUACUUCAUUCACUCGUUCUCAGUGAUGGAGUCUGGGAUCUUCGUGACCAUCGCUUUGGAUCACUACGUGGGCAUCUGUGAUCCCCUGAGCCAUUCUGCCACCCUGACAAACCCUGUGGUGGCCAAAAUUGUCCCGGACAUAGUGCUACAUGGUGGCAUUCUCGUACUGCCCUAUACCUUCCUGGCGAGGUGGUGGACAUAUUGUAGAACAAACAUCAUCCCCCACUCAUACUGCGAGCACAGGGCUGUGGUGAAGCUGGCCUGCAUUGACACCCACAUCAGUAGUUAUUAUGGUCUCUCGGUGGCAAUUUGGGUGACUGGUCUGGAUGUGAUUUUUAUCGUCGUGUCCUAUAUCCAGAUCCUCAGCGCCAUCUUCAGCCUCCCCACAAAGGGCACCCGGCUCAAGAAUUUUGGGACCUGCUGCUCCCUGCUCUGCACCAUCUUAAUAUUUACAUCCCAGUUAUCUUCUCCUCCCUCACAAAUUGAUCCGGACAGCACUUGGUUUUCAAGGAGGCUAUGUUCCUUUGACAUUUGCCAUGAAGAUGAUGAUGAUGAUGAUGACUGA